AUGACCAAGUCGCUCUUUUCUCAAGAAGAAAUCCACUCGAACUUCGAGAACAAUUAUUACGAUGAAUACGACUUUAUGCAAAUUAAGGACAUCAAGAUGAAAGGAAAGCACGGAAAAGACGCAUCAAAGAAGAAGCUUGCCAAUCCUUCGAGAACAAUGUCCAUCGGCUCACAGCUCGGAAAACGCAACAAAUCAAAGUAA
Molecule: messenger RNA, 201 nt
Organism: Oikopleura dioica
Lineage: Eukaryota; Metazoa; Chordata; Appendicularia; Copelata; Oikopleuridae
Source: the annotation of a GenBank genome assembly